Messenger RNA from Bactrocera tryoni, 1118 nucleotides. RefSeq lists its product as uncharacterized. The coding region runs from base 223 to 927 and encodes 234 amino acids. The record is from RefSeq and is a predicted model, not a curated record. The transcript has 4 exons. NCBI's taxonomy places the organism in Eukaryota, Metazoa, Arthropoda, Insecta, Diptera, Tephritidae.
AUUUACAAGACGACGAAACACAACAGAUGGAGGCACACGAACGGCAAACGUGGUACUUUUCCAUUUUACUCGCAUUCUGUUUUCACAAAAUCCUAUGUACUCGUGCCAAUCGUUUGCAUUGUCAUAUUGGCGCAAAUUUCCACUACUUCAGGUCGAACAUUACACGGAAGAAAACGAAUUCUACACUCAUUAGAGAAUCGCCUGCAACAUCACAAACAAUUAAUGCAGAACGAACGUGAUGAUUUAUCGCCUAUACUACAUAGUCUACAACCGCAACGUCGUCAUCACUUGAAUGUGCGUUCGCCCAGCCAGUGCCCAGAAGAACGUAUGAAAGCAGCUCUAGAAAGUAUACGAAAUCAAGCGCUUAACUCGCACAGCACGCUUAUGGGGGAUAUUGAUGGAUUUACUAAAGUUCGUUUUGCUCAAACUAAAGAGAAUACCUUCAAAAACUGGAGCAGACAUAGUCUAAGCUUAGAUCAUCGAUAUAAUACAUCGGUCACCCGUAAAAUUGGAUUGGAUAAACAAACAUGUAACAAUAUGAGUUUACCACAAAAAACAAUGGAUGAAAAAUUGCGCGAAAUUGCUGACAUAUGUAGAACAUUCAAAAUCUUGCAAAGCGUACUCAAAGAAACUGUAAACGAGAAAAACAAGAAGGAAUGGCAAGAUACAUAUAAUAAAGAAUAUCAUGUUAUAAUCGACUUUUUGAACAGCACAUCCAAUGAGCUCGCGAUUAAUAUAAAUGCUGCACACGGUGCAUACAAUAGUACAAAAAACUGCACUACAAUAAAUUUUGAUCACCUUAUUAGCGAUACCAUCAUACCCAAUUACAACAGAAACGCCCAGGUGAGAGAAUGGUUGAUAGUUGUGGAAAUCAUAAGCUUCUUCCAAUUUGUAAUAACCACACUCAAUGAAAUGAUUUGCAAGUAAUGUAUAGAAAUGCAACAAAAAAAAAACAAAAACAAAACAAACAAAUUAUGUACUUAUGUACAUAUGUAUGUAUGUAUAUGCCUAAGAGGCCGUCACACCGAUUCAUUAACAAUAUGUAAAGGAAUACAUAAACCAGUAAGCAAUGAGGCGGAAUAAUGUUUUUCAUACAGAUUUACAAAAGAAUUUCAGUG